Messenger RNA from Aspergillus uvarum CBS 121591, 1793 nucleotides. Its product is annotated as oxidoreductase, short-chain dehydrogenase/reductase family. The record is from RefSeq and is a predicted model, not a curated record. Bases 384 to 1793 code for a protein of 469 amino acids. Lineage: Eukaryota; Fungi; Ascomycota; Eurotiomycetes; Eurotiales; Aspergillaceae. The transcript has 3 exons.
GAUCUAGAUCGUUCUCAGGCACUGUUCUCGUGCAACCCUGACACUGCUUCAUCUCGAACCGUUAUCGGUCCAUCUUGAGACAUUCGGUCUCGCUUCGAUCCGCGGUGCUUGUUGAGACUCCGCUCAUUCCGAUCGAAAGACAGUAAUGGUUGCUGUUGCGCUUGCUGUUGCUGUCUUGUCUUGUUAUUGUCUCAAUUGCCCUGACUGGUGAUGUCAACCGAUUGAGAAGAUCUGCACUUCCCCAAUGCCAGCAGUCAACAGGUCUGAGUUCACAUCGUCUUUUCUUCUCAUGUCCCGGGGCAUUGUGCUUUUGUCCCAUUCGCCUUUUAUACUUGCCCUCGCUUGAUCCCGGCCUAGAUCAAGGCACGAGCCCCCGAUCUACCAUGGCGAUGGCUGUCGACGUCGGCUCUCCUUGCCGUGGAUCUCCGCACCACCCCGAUGCUAUACACUAUAUAUCGACAUCACCAGCCUCUGACCCAUUGCAGUUACUCGCCUCCAACCCUACUAUAUACCCAGCAGGGUACGCGGGAAAUCUGUCGCUACACAAUUACCGCAAACUACUGUCGGACAGCGAUCCUUUCAUCGAUGGCCAGGACGGAAAACUGCUCAGACGGAAAAACGCUGCUCUGCAUUUGAACCAGACCCAGCUCGAGUCUGUUCCACUAAGCACUCCCUUCUCCAUGUCGUCGCCAGCGUCAAGUCCGCCGCCGUUAUCGCCGUCCUACUCCCCGAGCGCCCGGAGCGACCAAGACCCGGAUAUCAUGCACGGUUUUGGCCCGUCGCCAAAUGUUACUAUGCCUGCGCCAUUGAGCGCGCCCUUGAGCGCGACCUUUCCCCGAGAGAAUCCGCACAGGCUUCUGGAUACAUUCCGGGACAGACUCGAGAGCUACCCCGAGCCAGGCACAGAUCCGGAAUGUUUCACCCGCAGGCACACUAGGACCCGCUCCGACUCCAUCCUAUGGAGCAUGAAAAAAACCACAGCGACCAUUGUUGACCACGGCACGUCAUUCGAGAUCAUUAAUCCGCACGAGUCGCUGAACUUUGCCCGGAUUGUGUCCUUCAUCGAAGAUGUCGAUGCCUAUUCUCUUCGGGCAUCCAGCGGCCAUCAUCGCGAGUCGUACAUCGAGGUGAUCAAUGAAACGGACGUCGACCCCAGUCCUGAAAGCCCACCUGGGGAUGAACACGCAGUCCCAUGCUCGGAGGAGGAUUCCCGGCAAGUUCACCACGAAUUAGUCGGGGACUCGCCGCACCUUCCCAUGCCGUCGAUAUCGGAGCGUCUGGAACGUGAGGACGGCGAUGACAUGGCCUCGAAUUACUCGCGCUCGCCCGGUUGCACGCGUAAGCGACCGGCGCCGCUCAGACCGCGGGCCUGGACUGACGAGAGUGACCUUGGGGAGCCGGGCUCCCCGAUCCGGGACGAUGGCGCUUUCCGGUCUCACGUACAAGUCCCGCUGCCCAACCCUUCCCCUUACUCCCUAAGCGACAGCCAUCCGACCUCCGUACCCGGUCCAGCGGCCUACUACGAUCUGAAUCUUUGGUACGGACCCCAUGGGGUCGACCAGAGCCAGGGUUAUCCUCACCCGCUCUACUCCAAUCCAACCUCUCCACAUCACCUCUGCCCAUCUCCAUUCAUUUCCCAUAUGGCCCUGCCUCAGCAGCAGCAGGAGAUCCGCAUCCAAAGCGGGAUAACCAAAAUCACCGACCGCCGUAAGAAGACCGUCAAACCGGGGAGCAGUGGGCCUCUGAAGCCCUUGAAGCGACUAUAUAACCUGCUCCAGCGAAAGCGGCAGUGA